AUGGCGAACCUUCCUAAUUCGCUCUCCAUGAAUGCUCCCUUCGGAGGACCUGGCGGCCCUAACCCUGGCGCCGCAGGAGCGCCGGCCGGAAAGGAACGGAGAAUGGCGUCUGCCGAGCACUUGGUUCUCGAGCUGAGCAACCCCGACCUUCGAGAGAACGCUCUUCUCGAGCUCUCUAAGAAGAGGGAAUUAUUUCAGGAUUUGGCUCCAUUGCUGUGGAACUCCUUUGGUACAAUUGCUGCACUUUUGCAGGAAAUAGUUUCAAUAUAUCCUGUUCUGUCUCCGCCAAACUUAAGCCCUGCUCAAUCAAAUAGGGUCUGCAACGCCCUUGCUCUGCUUCAGUGUGUUGCCUCUCAUCCAGAUACAAGGAUGUUGUUCCUUAAUGCUCAUAUACCUCUCUAUCUGUACCCUUUCCUCAACACAACAAACAAGUCCAGGCCUUUUGAGUACUUGAGACUUACUAGUUUAGGUGUCAUUGGUGCUUUGGUGAAGGUUGAUGACACUGAAGUCAUUAGUUUCCUUCUGUCAACUGAAAUAAUCCCCUUGUGUCUGCGUACCAUGGAGAUGGGGAGUGAACUGUCAAAGACGGUCGCAACAUUUAUAGUUCAGAAGAUAUUACUGGACGACGUGGGUCUUGAUUACAUCUGUACCACAGCAGAAAGGUUUUUCGCAGUAGGAAGAGUUCUCGGUAACAUGGUGACGGCGCUUUCUGAACAGCCAUCUCCUAGGUUGCUGAAGCAUAUCAUCAGAUGCUACCUUCGACUAUCUGACAACCUCAGGGCAUGUGAUGCACUAAGGAGUUGCCUACCAGAAAUGCUGAGAGAUGCUACCUUCAACAGCUGUCUUCGCGAAGAUCCCACCACAAGGCGAUGGCUGCAACAGUUGCUUCACAAUGUCGGGGUGAACCGCGUUCCUGCUGGACUUCAGGGUGGUGGAGGAUUUGAUCAUAUGUUGGUAAACUAG
Molecule: messenger RNA, 963 nt
Organism: Linum trigynum
Lineage: Eukaryota; Viridiplantae; Streptophyta; Magnoliopsida; Malpighiales; Linaceae
Source: the annotation of a GenBank genome assembly